Molecule: messenger RNA, 1225 nt
Organism: Impatiens glandulifera
Lineage: Eukaryota; Viridiplantae; Streptophyta; Magnoliopsida; Ericales; Balsaminaceae
Exons: 1
Coding region: 76-1116 (346 amino acids)
Source: RefSeq, a predicted model, not a curated record
UCUAAACCCUCAUCCUUUCAUUCAUCACACACUAUAGUUUCUCUAAAGAGAAAACAAAAAUCGAAAACUUGAAACAUGGGUUGUGCCUCAUCCAAACGUGUAGAUGUAGCCCUAGACGUGUAUCGCCCCGCCCCAUCAAGCUUUGCCGUUUUCGAUAUCAAUUCCAUAGAAGAACCAUGGCGUGUCGCUAAUGAUACCGAAUUCGAAAACCCUGAAAAAUCAACUCAUGUCCCUGCCCUUGUUCUCGCCAAGAUAGAUAAGCUUGAUUCCGACGGUCCUCAAUCAUGGGACGAGGUUAGUAAAGCUUUGGAAGAUCUCAAACCCAACCUAAACGACCCAAUUGUCAAUCCAACUGUCAAUCCGAUAAACGUCACUAAAAGUACUCCCCCAAAACCGCCACUAAAAACCUCAUCUUUCCACACCUUAGAAGAACUCGAUGCCAAACUAUCCCCUAAACCCGAAAAACCCGAGAAACCCAACAAACCCGUCGUUGUUGUUGAUACCUUCAAGCCGAAAGUACCUCAUCCGGUGGUGAACAAAUCGUCGUCGUUAAAGAACAACAUAUUUAUCAUGAUGGAUAAACAAGAAAGGGAGAAAGAAGGUAAAGAACCGGGUCCUGCUAGAUGGGAUCCGUUAAGCGACUAUCCGGAGUUGAUCCCUCCGGGUGGUUCCGACACGGUCGUUCUUUAUAGCACGUCCUUGGGAGGAGUAAGAAAGACAUACGAGGAUUGCAACAGAGUGAGGUCGAUUCUCGAGAAUCAUCAAGUGGUGUUCGACGAGCGUGAUGUUUCGCUUCACGGGGAGUUUUUGAGUGAGUUGAGGGAGUUGAUUGGAGAGGAAGGGAGGGUGGUGCCGAGGUUGUUUGUGAAGGGAAGGUAUAUUGGAGGGGCGGAGGUGGUGGUUGGUUUGAAUGAUGCGGGGAGAUUGGCCCGGUUAUGGAGUCGGGUUAGGGUGGAAAGAGGGGUUGGUAGACAAGGGUGUGAUGGGUGCGGUGGGGCUAGGUUUGUGCCUUGUUUGGAUUGUGGGGGGAGCUGCAAGAUUGUGGUUGGAGAUGAGAAAGAGAGGUGUAGUAAGUGUAAUGAGAAUGGAUUGGCUCAUUGCCCUCUUUGUCUCUAGCUAGUUUUGAUUCGAAAACCAAACAAGACUUUACUUGUUAUGUGUAAUAAUGUGUGUAUGUGAACUUGCUAUAUAUACUUAUAUUGUUCUACACUUUUUAUAUCUUGUA